UGGCGGUUUCGUGCUAAAGUGCAUUUAUUCUGUUUUAUCUGUUGGUCCCAUCCCCAAUCACAUUGCCUUCAUCAUGGAUGGGAACCGUAGAUAUGCAAAGAAGAGGAAUAUGGCUGAAGGUGCAGGCCACAAAGCCGGGAUGUUGGCUCUCAAGUAUAUGGUCGGGUACUGCUGUGAGUUGGGAGUAAAAUACGUGACAAUCUAUGCCUUCAGCAUUGAGAAUUUCAAGAGACAACCUGAAGAAGUCGAGGCCCUGAUGGACUUGAUCCUGAAAAAGAUUGAAGGGUUGAUGAAGGAAGAUAGUUGUGCGAACCGCUAUGGGUUGAGGGUUCAUUUUGCUGGAAAUCUAACGCUCUUGAGUGAACGUAUCAGGGAGGCAUCCAAGAAGGCUAUGGAGGCCACUGCGGCCAACUCCAAAGCAGUGCUCUCUAUCUGUGUUGCCUAUACAUCUACUGAUGAGAUAGCAAAUGCUGUUCAACAAUCAUGUAAAGAAAAAUGUGACAAAAUUGCUGGUUAUGGUUCAAAUGGACUUGUUGGAGGGAAUGAAGAGUACUGCCAUGGUCAGAACAGUAUCAAAGUGGUGGACAUGGAGAAGCAUAUGUAUAUGGCAAUUGCACCUGAUCCAGACAUCUUAAUCCGAACUUCAGGUGAGACCCGCCUGAGCAACUUCCUUUUAUGGCAAACUGCAUAUUGUUAUAUAUAUUCUCCUUCUGCGCUUUGGCCAGAGAUUGGGUUACGGCACCUGGUUUGGGCAAUCCUGAAUUUCCAAAGUACCCACUUUUAUGUGGAGAAAAAGAAGAAGCAACAUUAG
Molecule: messenger RNA, 811 nt
Organism: Cornus florida
Lineage: Eukaryota; Viridiplantae; Streptophyta; Magnoliopsida; Cornales; Cornaceae
Product: dehydrodolichyl diphosphate synthase CPT3-like
Exons: 1
Coding region: 74-811 (245 amino acids)
Biological process (GO): polyprenol biosynthetic process
Cellular component (GO): endoplasmic reticulum
Source: RefSeq, a predicted model, not a curated record